UGGACUUCGACAGGACAGCACGCUCCUUGCAGACUCUCCUCACCACACGCGGACAAAAACGGGGAGCGAGUGACAGAAAGAAAGAAAGAACGAGAAAGAAAGGAAAUUUAGACAAAAGGAGAGAUAGAGAUAGAUAGAUAGAUAGAUAGAUAGAGAGAGAGAGAGAGAGAGAGAGAGAGAGAGAGAGAGAGAGAGAGAGAGAGAGAGAGAGAGAGAGAGAGAGAGAGAGAGCUUAUCGGCACAACCUCUUUUCUCCAUCUCCACAACCGCCACGACACCCAUCACCACUACCAGCACCACCACCCGCGCCACCGUCAUGUCCCUUCAGAGGCUCCGCGCCGCUGCGCUCUGCUCCCUGUGCUUCCUGAUGCUGGUGGGCACAAGUGUGGGUGUGCCCGAGGAAGGUGCUCACGCUGCCCCCACGCCGCCCAGAGACGCCCUAAACGCUCAUGACGACCAAGGGAGUGAGGAGUCGUGGUUGACUCCUGCUGGGGACGACGACGACGACCACCAUAACCACCACCUGGCUAAGAGGUUCAUCUGGACCCUCACGCAGGAACCUUACUUUUACGGCAAGUACGGCGGCAGUGAAGCGACCGAGGGUGGGGCGUGUCGGGGGUCAGCUUGGCACUGCUAGGGGUGAAGCUGGUGCCCCGAUAAACCCUGAGAUGUUGCCCCAAGCUCUGCCCCUCAGGAAUCCCUCCUCCUCCUCCCUGCACAAGCGCCUCUACCCUCGCUGGUACCAAGCUUACGUCUACAAGCAGAGCCCAAGCUUCAACCGCGUCGCCAGCCCUGUCGGCGAGCACAAAAGGUUCCAGCCGUUCCACCCUCUGGCUCGCUUCCGUGGUCUGGCUCUGGGGGGCGCCUCCUCCUCUGCCUCCACCGGCUACCGCGGCUACGACCUGCCCCUUGCCGAUCACCCCGGCCACCGUCUCCCCACAGCCCCGAACGCCCAGCCCUCUCUCAAAUACGACUCUGCGCUGGAAGAAGAGGAAACCGAGGAGGAGGACGAGAAGCCGAUGAGGGUGGGUGAGCUGCUGCACCUGCUGAAGGAAAUCGCCGGGGACCGUGGCCUCUCCGGACACACCAAGAGCUUCCGCUUUGGCAUCAGCAGGAGGAAGUGAAGGGAAGAUGAGAAGAAGGGCGCUGCAGAGGAGGGAAGGAGGAAUAAGAAGAAAAGAAGGAGGGUCAGGUCUACUAAGGGAAGGAAAGAGCGGAAGAGUGUGGGAGAAAAGAAGAAUCAGUAGUGUGGAAGAGGAAUAAAUAGAAUUGAAAGGAAGAAACUGAAGAAAGAAAGGCAGCUGUGCAAGGCGGGUAGGGAAGAUGUCAAGUAACAUAAUGGAGGAGGAAAAUUAUCAUAGAAUAAUGCAUGUAAAUAACUGUCUAUCCGCAAUACAUAGUGAAUUACAGAGGGAGUCUCUACUUGUAACUGGCCCACGCACACACACACACACACACACGUGGCAGGUAUAUAACCAUAAUGGACCUUCACCCUAAUCCUGUAUACGACACAUGACAACCCAUCCUUCUGCUGCCCUCCUUCCUUGCCUGUCUUCUUCACCUUGCUGGCACUGCUGCCGUUACCCUACUCUCUUACCCUGCGCCUCACACCUCCCUGGCACCCUUAACCUGCACACACACACACACACACACACACACACAUCACUAGGUACUCGCGUGCUGCCUAUCAAGGUGAAUCACGCCGCUUCAGUCGCAGGUAGAGUAGCACACUGGCUGGCAGCAGUGCUCGGCUGGACGCUGCACCUCCUCUUCCCUUCUCGCCUCGUCGCGUCAGUCAGCUAACCAUCACGUCUCCCUCUCACCAACAAUAACAAUUCAAACACUAUAGUACGGUAUAUAUUUUUUUCAGGAGGAUAUAUAAGUAUAUACAUUCAAUAAAUGACAGAGAUUUACCC
Molecule: messenger RNA, 1916 nt
Organism: Scylla paramamosain (green mud crab)
Lineage: Eukaryota; Metazoa; Arthropoda; Malacostraca; Decapoda; Portunidae
Exons: 6
Coding region: 669-1124 (151 amino acids)
Source: RefSeq, a predicted model, not a curated record